UCCUUCUCACACAUGCAGUCAAUGCUGUCUGGACUAAACUGGGUUUUAGUUGCUGUAUGAUAACUGGGGUGACGUGGAGGAUCCUGUAGGCUCGCAGGAGCGCGCAUCCCUCUCCACACCAUGGAUCAUAUGGGAGCGCAUCUCCACCAGACGCACGCAGACACCAUCAGUUUUGGGAUCGAUCAGAUUCUUAACAAUGCAGACCAGGGGAGCUGCAUGAUCUCCAACCCCAGAAUGCAGGACCUGGACUACGGUUUGGGCUGCAUAGUCAGCACAGCCUAUAAUACCAUGACUGGCAACUACAAUGUCAAUAACUCGGCUGGAUACAAUGGAAACUCGUGCAGCGUUGGCUCCCUCAACGGCUCGUACAACAUGAACUUGGGCACGAAUGUUAAUGGGAAUUGCCUUAAUUCUUCGGGGGUGAUCCGGGUUCCAGCGCACCGGCCGCUGAGCAGCGUUCACUCGUCCAUUCCCACCAGCGCUGCCACGGUGCCAAGUAUGGGAAGCAUGGGCACCAUUAACAAUCUCACGGGAUUAACGUUUCCAUGGAUGGAGAGUAACAGGAGAUAUACCAAAGACAGAUUUACAGUGGCCCUCUCACCGUUCACUGUAACACGCCAUAUAGGUCACCCGUACCAGAACCGAACGCCUCCGAAGAAGAAGAAGCCCCGGACGUCGUUCACUCGCCUCCAGAUCUGCGAGCUGGAGAAACGCUUCCACCGUCAGAAGUAUCUGGCGUCAGCUGAGAGGGCAGCCUUAGCGAAAGCACUUAAAAUGACUGAUGCGCAGGUCAAAACAUGGUUCCAGAACAGAAGAACGAAAUGGAGGCGGCAGACAGCAGAGGAGAGAGAAGCCGAGCGACAACAAGCGAACCGAAUCCUUAUGCAACUUCAGCAAGAAGCUUUUCAAAAGACUAUAAACCAACCUGUUACUCCGGACCCAAUCUGCCUACACAACAGCUCUCUAUUCGCACUGCAGAACCUCCAGCCCUGGACUGAGAACACGGCGAAAAUCAGUAGCGUUCCCAACACUGAUUAAAAGAAAGAGACUUUUAUGGAGGUGCGAUGUACAGAGAAAUAUUUCAACAUUAAUUUCUUCUUUUUAACGUUAAAACAGUAUUUCGUUUGUAAUAUGCAGCUUGUAGAAAACAUCUAAAAGAAUACUUGCUGCUCUCCGUGGCAGUCGUGCAGAAUCUGUUUUUUAAUCGAUUUAUCAUUUCGAUUUCGACAAAGUGUAAACAUAAAAUACUGUCAUAUUUCGUUUGAAUUUCAAACAUUACUUUGGUAACACCAAACUACAUCUGUGGUAACACUUUAUAAUAACUUUCAUUGAUAAGUCAGAAAAUAUUAGACAAAAUAUUAACAAACAAAAACGAACGUUCGAAUAUUCAUAUGCAGAAUUAUGGUCUGUUUCCCCAAAGCAUAUUAGGCCUAAUUUAAGUAGACCUACUAUUAAAAUCGUCACAUAUCAUUAUAAUGCCAAGCAUUAUGCUUAAUAAUUCAUAAGGACACACCGGAUUACUGUCAGCUGGCUUGAUUGGAGAAUAUCUAAAGCUAAACGCCACCUCUCUGUUGUGCACGGAAAUACAGUGAGCCUUGUUAUAAUUAAUAUCCUUGUCACUGUCAGAAUUAUUAGACACAUGCAGGGUGAAAAGAUACGGCUUCACUGUCUUCAAGUACACCCUUAUGCUUUUGCCCUCAGUGAGUGUAAGUGUUGGGACACUGACAAAAUUAUAGUUACGCUACUUUUGUGGGUACUUGGAAAAUAAAGGAAUUCAAAUAUAUAAUUUUAAGUAAAACGUAUUUUUAAUAAUUUUAAAUAGGCGAUUCUGGGUAAAAAGUUAUAAUUGAUAGGCUAAACAUGCGCCGGAUAAAGCGCGAAAAGCGUGUUAUGUGCACUUUUGCUAAACGCCUGUGAAAAAGAACGAACGUUCGUAACCUCUUUAAGUAGCGUAAUAAAUAUUCUAUAUAGGCUGUAUCAUGCUAUUGUUAAUCAGAGCUUUAUUCUAACUAAUUUACUGUUUUAACUGCAUUCAAUUUAUAAGCUAAAGAGCAAACAAAGUUUUAUAAAGUGUUACCAUUUAUUUUUCGAUAUCAUUUUUUCAUAAUCGUAUGUAGGUUUACUUGGAGAGAUUGUAUUUUGCACGUUUGUUAAUGAACACUUGCAGCGAAAAUAGUCCUGUGAAUUAAAAUAUAUUUUGCAGGAAAAAUGGGCUGACUUUAAUUCUUCAUGCUUGUGAUAGCUAAGUUAGACUGUCAUUUUUCGGAGGCGUGAUAUAAAUUACUACAGCACUUGUUAUGCAGAAUGUUGUUGCGACGUUCCAUAAAGAUUUUUCGUUAGCAAAUAUGUACUUCUUUUUACAUUAUUUGUAAAGUUUCAACUUUUCUGGAUAGUUUGUUAUUUCUGUAUUAGCCUACACUUAAAUGUUUUCGCGAAGUAUGUUUUUUCCAGUCAUUUUUCCCCAAAUAU
This is a messenger RNA of Labeo rohita (rohu), 2469 nucleotides long. It is a transcript of the gene tlx1, whose product is annotated as T cell leukemia homeobox 1. Gene Ontology annotation, molecular function: DNA-binding transcription factor activity, RNA polymerase II-specific; RNA polymerase II cis-regulatory region sequence-specific DNA binding. Gene Ontology annotation, biological process: regulation of transcription by RNA polymerase II; animal organ development. The record is from RefSeq and is a predicted model, not a curated record. Lineage: Eukaryota; Metazoa; Chordata; Actinopteri; Cypriniformes; Cyprinidae. The transcript has 3 exons. Gene Ontology annotation, cellular component: nucleus. The coding region runs from base 121 to 1038 and encodes 305 amino acids.